AUAAACUGCUAAUAAUAAGAAUAUAAAAGUUUUGUUUGAUAAAAGUAUGGAAUAUUCGGCUGUUAAUGAAUAUAGUUCUGCCGUACAAGAGUCUGAUUUGGUUGCUUGUAAUUUAGAAGAAAAUUUAUUGUGGAAUAACGCAGAUUAUAAUAUUACAAGUGAAAAUUUUAUUGCCGAUGAAAGUUCCGUCUUAAAUGCAGAACAAUUUAGCGAACAGUUUGCUGGCAUUGAAUUUAGAGAAACAAGAAAUGAACUUACUGAUAGUUCGGGAAAUGGUUUUGGCGUUUCGACAAUAAAUUUCGAUGCAUUUGAAGAAAUUAUAUGGACUGGAAAUCUUGGAGGCCAUAUAACAUCUUAUUAUGGACCUAUUUUACAAAAAUAUACUUCUUUCCAAGUCCAUCCUAAGCAGCAGGUUCGUCAAAUAAGGUCCAUAGACAAUGGAAUUAUAGCAUUAACUGAAAAUACCUUAAGAUUUCAAAAUAGAAGGGGUUUACCAAUAUAUACAUAUUCAUCCGAUAAUAUGAUAGAUAUGCAAUGUUUAUUAUGUUAUUCUUCAACGAGUAUAUUAAUGGGAGGACACCAGGAAAAAAUUAUAGAUUUUGAUUUGACUACUAAUAAAGAGAAACGUUUGGUCGAUAUAGGUGAAAGCGGUUGCGCAAUGUUGCGACAGCAUAAUCGAUUUGUUUGCACUGGCAAUGCAUAUGGAAGAAUUGAGUUUAAAGAUCCAGUGUCAUUGACUACGGAACAUGUCUUGGAUACUCAUAGUGGCUCAUUAAGUGAUUUUGAUAUUCAAGGAAAUUAUUUAAUAACUUGUGGAUUUAGUAAUAGUCGUCAGGGUCUUUCCGUCGAUCGAUUCCUAAUGGUCUACGAUUUAAGACAAAUGAAAGCAAUUAAUCCACUGCAAACAUUGGUUUAUCCAUUAUUACUUAAAUUUUUGCCAAGUUUUUCGAGUAGGGUUGUCGUUGUAUCGCCAUUGGGACAAAUGCAAGUACUCGAUACAAUUUAUGCCAAUGCCCAACCAUCGUUAACUUGCUUAUAUCAGGUAGCUACUGCGGGAGCAAUGAUAACAUCGUUAGAUGUCUCACCUACGUCCCAAUGUCUUUGUUUUGGAGACUCCGUUGGCUCUAUUUUUUUGAUGACUUCCAACGUACCCGAGCCACAAUUCAAUACAUUUUCAAGACCUACGGAAUUCGUCGAUCCUGAAGAAAUUAUUCAACCAAUAGAUAUCGAGGAUAUCAAUGCUCCGUUAAGUAUGUUGCCAAUGAUGUAUAAUGCAAAUACGUUGCUUAGCGAUUGGCCAGAAGAAUAUUCUAAAAAAGUUUAUCGAAAAACUCCAGCAAUAAAUGCAGAGAUUCUUCAAAUGAUGAAAAUGCAAGGAUCUAUCGGUUAUGCACCCAAUCCUCGACCACAUCGUAGAAGACAAAAGAAAAAGUUACUCGUUUCUUGACUUAUUAAUGACAUUUAACAUAAUAUU
Ceratosolen solmsi marchali is the source of this 1474-nucleotide messenger RNA. It is a transcript of the gene PAN2, whose product is annotated as PAN2-PAN3 deadenylation complex catalytic subunit PAN2. The transcript has a single exon. Gene Ontology annotation, molecular function: protein binding; poly(A)-specific ribonuclease activity. Gene Ontology annotation, cellular component: PAN complex; P-body. Lineage: Eukaryota; Metazoa; Arthropoda; Insecta; Hymenoptera; Agaonidae. The coding region runs from base 47 to 1447 and encodes 466 amino acids. The record is from RefSeq and is a predicted model, not a curated record. Gene Ontology annotation, biological process: nuclear-transcribed mRNA poly(A) tail shortening.